UAACAGGUAGUCGUCGUGCGCUGCUCCAAUGGAUUUGCGUAGAGCACCCGGACCUCGUCGUUGCUUCGCCCGUUACCUCUCGUAGAAGUAGGAGAGGACGACAGGACGGGAUGGAUAGAGAGGACGGCAUCGCCGGAGACCAGAGGAAAGAGAUGGCGUCGCAGCCGCGGGUGUGCGUCACCGGAGCCGGCGGGUACAUCGCCUCGUGGCUCGUGAAGCUGCUCCUCGCCCGCGGCUACGCCGUGCACGCCACCGUCCGCGACCCAUGUGAUCCAAAGAAUGCAUAUCUCAAACAAUUAGACAAGGCCCUGGAAAAUCUCCGUUUGUUUAAGGCAGACAUGCUCGACUACGACGCAGUGGCAACUGCGUUUGUCGGGUGCGAUGGUGUCUUCCAUCUUGCCUCUCCAGUGCCCAUAGACAAGAUGGUUGAUAAAGAGAAAGAGAUGAUGGCUCCUACUGUUAAUGGCACCAUGAAUGUGCUUAAGGCUUGCUCUGCUAUGAGCGUUCAAAAACUUAUUGUGGUUUCAUCCGGCACUGCUAUUACUUUGAACCCAAAUUGGCCUCUAGAUAAACUGAAAGAUGAGAAUUGCUGGUCAGACAAAGAGUUCUGCAAGGAAAAUGAGAUCUGGUAUGCCCUUGCCAAGACGGAAGCUGAAGAGAUGGCCCUGGAAUACGCAGAGAAAAAUGGAUUACAUGUCAUUACAUUUUGCUCCGGUGCGGUCUUUGGCCCACUGUUGCAGGCUGAUGUGCUCAAUAUUACCACCAAAUUCCUCCGCUAUAUCAUAAAAGGAGGUCCUGACACAAUAAAUAACAAAUUCUGGCCCAUAGUAGACGUCCGUGAUGUUGCUGAUGCACUACUGCUGUUAUACAACAAGGCAGGACCAUAUCAGAGGUACAUAUGUUCAGAACACCAAAUCGACGUAAAAGAUUUGGUGGAUUUGAUGAAGAGCAUGUACCCCAGCUAUAACUAUGCAGACAAACUGGUUGAUGUGGAUUAUAAGCUUGGGAUGAAUUCAGAUAAACUUAAGAAUCUAGGAUGGAAACCGAGGAAGUUGGAGGAGACACUCGUAGAUAGCGUCGAGUCAUAUGAGACAUCAGGAAUCCUUAAUGUGGAGGAGGAACCUUGUCGUGUUCCGUAUUUCUACCGUAUGCCACCUGUCCUGGAGUGAAUGGACAUUGAUGUUCACCUAUUGUCGUGUCAUGGUUUCUACAUUUGCUUGAAAAUUGAAACUUCACCAGAUGUAUUUCGUAAAACAGAAAUAAGGCUCACAAGUUAACCAUG
This is a messenger RNA of Triticum aestivum (bread wheat), 1282 nucleotides long. Its product is annotated as cinnamoyl-CoA reductase 1. The record is from RefSeq and is a predicted model, not a curated record. Lineage: Eukaryota; Viridiplantae; Streptophyta; Magnoliopsida; Poales; Poaceae. The transcript is spliced from 6 exons. Bases 111 to 1169 code for a protein of 352 amino acids. Gene Ontology annotation, molecular function: oxidoreductase activity, acting on the CH-OH group of donors, NAD or NADP as acceptor.